AUGUCUGAUCUCCACGAAUGGUUCAAUGGUUUCAGGAAGUUCCGAAAAACCUGCGCAAAAUGUCGACUACGAUUGGAAAAUGAUGAUGUGGUGAUGAGAGCACGUGAUGCCGUCUUUCACGUGCAUUGCUUCUCGUGUGUUGUCACCAUGAGUUACCUCAGCUUGGACGAGCAAAGGCUUGCUAUCGAUCGUAAGGAUGAUUCUGACGAGCAAGAAGGUGUACAGUAA
Cooperia oncophora is the source of this 228-nucleotide messenger RNA. The record is from the annotation of a GenBank genome assembly. Lineage: Eukaryota; Metazoa; Nematoda; Chromadorea; Rhabditida; Trichostrongylidae.